Molecule: messenger RNA, 1835 nt
Organism: Tachysurus vachellii
Lineage: Eukaryota; Metazoa; Chordata; Actinopteri; Siluriformes; Bagridae
Product: glutamine synthetase-like
Exons: 6
Coding region: 183-1301 (372 amino acids)
Cellular component (GO): cytoplasm
Molecular function (GO): glutamine synthetase activity
Source: RefSeq, a predicted model, not a curated record
ACCAUUAUCCAUUCGGAAAGUAGCAGCUUCAUGUCGCGCUUUAAAAGUUGGUGACACGGUUGAACUUGCCGGUAUAGAGAAUGUGAGAUACUAAAACUUUCUUGUAAAACCAGCUGGACACACAGCAGUCAUCUACUGAUCAUUUAAUCCUGUUGAACGGUUUCUUAUAGCCCAAAGAGAAAAUGGCCUUUUCUACCAGUGCUAAGAUGAAUAAAGCUGUGAAGCAGGAGUACAUGGCCCUGCCACAGGGAGACAAAGUGCAGGCCAUGUACAUCUGGAUUGAUGGGACAGGAGAGGGACUCCGGUGCAAGACCAGGACUCUGGACUCAGAACCCAAGUCAAUUGAAGAACUCCCAGAGUGGAAUUUUGAUGGCUCCAGUACAUACCAGGCUGAGGGAUCGAAUAGUGACAUGUACCUCAUACCAAAGACCAUGUUUAGAGAUCCAUUCAGGAAGGACCCCAACAAGCUGAUCCUUUGUGAGGUUCUCAAAUACAACAGAAAACCUGCAGAAACUAACCUUCGUCAUACGUGUGAAAAAAUCAUGAAGAUGGCGGAAAACCAGCAUCCAUGGUUUGGAAUGGAACAGGAAUACACACUCCUUGCCAUGGACGGUCAUCCUUUUGGCUGGCCCACAAAUGGUUACCCUGGACCACAAGGUCCUUAUUACUGUGGUGUGGGAGCAGAUAAGGCCUUUGGCAGAGACAUUGUUGAGGCCCAUUACAGAGCAUGUCUGUAUGCUGGAGUUCUGAUUUGUGGCACCAAUGCAGAAGUCAUGCCUUCUCAGUGGGAAUACCAAGUGGGUCCUUGUGAAGGCAUUGACAUGGGUGACCACCUGUGGAUAUCUCGUUUUAUCAUGCACAGGGUGUGUGAAGACUUUGGAGUUGUGGUCUCCUUUGACCCCAAACCCAUGACAGGCAACUGGAAUGGUGCUGGCUGCCACACCAACUUCAGCACUAAGGAAAUGCGAGAGGAUGGAGGCCUCAGGUAUAUUGAGGAGGCUAUUGAGCGGCUGGGCAAGAGACAUCCCUACCACAUUCGUGUCUACGACCCUAAAGGAGGACUUGACAAUGCUAGGCGUCUUACUGGUCGCCAUGAAACAUCCAGCAUCCACGAUUUCUCAGCUGGCGUGGCAAACCGUGGUGCUAGUAUCCGAAUCCCAAGAGCCGUGGGACAGGAGAAGCGAGGUUAUUUUGAGGAUCGCCGUCCCGCAGCCAACUGCGACCCAUAUGCCGUGACGGAAGCAAUCAUUCGCACGUGUCUACUUAAUGAGGAAGAGGAUGUGCCCAAAGAGUACAAAUGAACUGAAAAGAACUCCCAUGUGUCUUCUUUUAAAUAAGUGGUUUUGGGUAACAUAAUUUUUUUAUUUUUUUAAGUGCUGUAGUUUUAUUGGAAUCUUGUACACACUUGACUGGUCAGUCUGCUACAAGAACAUAGGUGGAGCUUCUUGGGGAAAGUUAACAGUUUUUUUCUUCUAAAUAAAAUAUAUAAAAAUCUCAUUGUUUCAGUAUCAACACACCUCUUUACAAAUUGUAACAGGCUUUAUUCUGGAUGCUGGUUGUCUAGUGAGAUUAUGGGAGAGUGAUUCAUGAAAUAUUCCUUUUCCACUAAUGUGAAAUUAGUUUUUUUGUCACUUUCUAUUUUUUGCGUAAAUAUGGUUUUAUAUUCAUUUAUAACCAUGUUUUGUUCUUGUCAAGUUUUGAGUACUGAUCACAAAUUUCUAUUUUUAUUUCCUUAAAAAAGCAAGUGUACACCUAUUAAUGGCUUUUGUGUUCUUAGUGUAUCAUUUUAUGCCAAAGAUUUAACAGGUACAUUAAAAACAUGGUAUUUUCUGAUA